CUUGUCGGUCUCGCUCGUACGGCAGGACAUUCCUAGUUGAGCACAAGAGUAUACAUCCACCUUCUCUGUAUGCAGUCAUCUAUUCAAAAAACGGUGUGUGAACAUUAUUUUUAACUAUACUUGCACAAAGAUCGUGUGUAUAUUGAAGGGUCAACUAGUUGUCAUCUCAUCUCUUUAUGAUAGUUAUCUCCGAGCCCAAAAGUUGUUGCUUCUUUGUAUAUUAUUAUUCUCCUUGGGUUUAUUUCUCGCUUGCAAUUUUAUUAAGGCAUGAAUAAAAGGUGAUUCAAUUAACAUCAACGGAUCACUGUAUCCGUGACGGCUCCGUUCGUUUUCACAACUUUUUUCUUUAUUGAGAUUCUUCAUCUGCCUAUAUAGUUUCUUAUUUUCAAGAUUUUGAAAAGGGUCUUGAUAUUUCGGGUUUUUAUUACCUGGGUCGGUCUUAGUUUGUCGCACCGAGCUUGAUUUAUUCAUUUCGUGUUGGUGUAUAUAUAUGUGCAUGGUAAUAAAAAAGGUGGCGAGUUCAGGACAGCAAUCCGGCGAUCAAGCGAGGUUUCCGGGGAGAGAGACGUCGAAUGAAGGCGGCGGAGGAGCCCCACCAUCGGCUACGGGGGCCAUGGACAUGUUUAGUCAGGCUAGGGAGAUGUCUGCGAUGGUGACUGCGUUGACACACGUUGUAUCAGGCCAGAGUAGUCGAAAUUUGAACGACUCGAAUUAUUAUACACUGCCUCAAGAUCAGUUUAGUGGAGGCAUGGUGCGGUUUGGUGGCGGUAGCGAUGGGUCGUGGAUGUACACGAGUAACUCGCCGUCGUCAUCCGCGUACUCAUCGUCCAGCUCGGGAUCACUGACAGGACAAAAAAGGGGACGUGAGGAAGAUACAGGUGUCAUGCAGUCUUUACAACAACAGCAACGUCAGCAAUUUCAUUUAGCUAAUUAUGGAGGAGGUUCUGGAGAUAGCAGAAGUACAGAGUCCUCUGUUCCUAAACUUCCUUUAUCAGUAUCAGAGGAGGAUACAAGCAUUGCCGCGACCUCGUCAGUACCCUCGGAACCACCUAAAGAAACCGGGGAAGCGAGAAAAUACAGGGGAGUGAGGCAGAGGCCAUGGGGAAAAUGGGCAGCAGAAAUCCGCGAUCCCCACAAAGCGGCUAGAGUUUGGCUAGGUACAUUUCAGACAGCAGAAGCAGCCGCUAGAGCAUACGAUGAAGCUGCACUGAGAUUUCGAGGCAGUCGCGCCAAGCUCAAUUUCCCCGAACAAGUUGGACUCGCGAGACCCCCUCAGCUUCCUCCCCUGGUUUCCGCUCCUCAGGCCACCAUUUUCUCGGCACCUCCUCCAGCUCAACUUGAUCAAACGCAACAAUUUCAGGGUCCGGAUAGUGCGGCUAGCGACUACUGGAGAUACUCGCAGUUGUUGCAAAACAGCGCUGAUUUUCACCUGCAACAUCAACACUACUCGUUAAACCAGAUGUUAUCAGCCUCAACAAUGGCUUCUGUACAAACGCAUUCGCUUGGUUCUUCUUCUUCUACACUAGCGCCUUCAUUGCCUUAUCAUCAGCAAGAUCAACAAAGUAUUUUCAUGUGGCCACCCGGCAAUCGAUAUCGAGAUGGUUCUUCUGAUUUUCAUCACCCACCAUGGACUGGUCCUGCCAACUUUCCCCCGUCCUCUAAUUAGGUUUGUCACUGUCACACAAAGAAAAAGUUCAGGAAAAAGAUAUAUUUACAUGUAAAUUAUUUAGAGCAAGGAUCCCAAAAAAAAACAAAUUUUUAGAGCACCGGUAUGGAUUUUUAUUGGUUCUUGAUGCUAUAAUUUAAUGUACAACGUAAUCUUCCGAGCAUUUACUCAUGUUAUAUAUUUUUUGUACGAUUUUUUAUGUA
Molecule: messenger RNA, 1869 nt
Organism: Daucus carota subsp. sativus
Lineage: Eukaryota; Viridiplantae; Streptophyta; Magnoliopsida; Apiales; Apiaceae
Product: ethylene-responsive transcription factor ERF110
Exons: 2
Coding region: 491-1666 (391 amino acids)
Biological process (GO): ethylene-activated signaling pathway; regulation of DNA-templated transcription
Molecular function (GO): DNA binding; DNA-binding transcription factor activity
Source: RefSeq, a predicted model, not a curated record